Messenger RNA from Prorocentrum cordatum, 381 nucleotides. The record is from the annotation of a GenBank genome assembly. Lineage: Eukaryota; Dinophyceae; Prorocentrales; Prorocentraceae.
AUGGGGUGCCGCGCCUGCAACGGCUGUGUGACCGACUCGGGGCCACCUGAGCAGGACCGGACCAGCCGGAUCGGGCUGAAGAAAUGCAUGAUGCAGUUCGGGGACGUAGAUGCUUGCCACAUGGGAGACCGAGCAGUCAUGGGCGACCGGUUCACGGAAUUUCCCAUUGUGCGCUUCAAGUCGCAAGGCGCCGCGGACGCCGCGAUCAAGGCGCUGAAGGGCGGAGAGGUGAUCCUGGACGGCUUCCGUCUCAACGGCGUGCUGCGCGGGGGCGGCGGCCAGGCCGUGCGCCAGCGGAAGGGUCGCGAGGGAGCCCCGGUGGGCGCCCCCUUCGAGGAGGUGUCGAGCCGGGACCUGUUCGACCCCAGGCUGGCGCGAUGA